Molecule: messenger RNA, 1562 nt
Organism: Lactuca virosa
Lineage: Eukaryota; Viridiplantae; Streptophyta; Magnoliopsida; Asterales; Asteraceae
Source: the annotation of a GenBank genome assembly
UUCUACUUAUAUGUUUUCUAUUGCUGAUAUUUUCAGUUAUACCCUUUAGAAUAUUUUAUUUAGAAAGACCUAUAUAUAUAUAUAUACCAUUUCUCCUCAAAUCCCGCGCAACAAGUCGCCUUCAAAAAAUUACAAGUUGUAUUCAUCAUCAUUGAUCAUUCAAUCCUUAGCUCGACAUUGCAAAAAGUUACGCCCAAUUGACGGAAUCAAUGGAUAGUUCAAGACAAUCUUUGAUUCCGAGCUAUCUAUACUCCAAUUCGUUGAAAAAUCGAUUCGACUUCGAGAAAUUGGCGGCAAAUCAACAGAGUUCUUAUGAUACUUUGUUGCCCUCGCUUUCUGAAUCACCGGAUGUUGCGAGUAGAGGUUUUGUGGUACAGGCUCCUAGCGAGCCAGGUAAAAUUAAGAUGUUCUCGCCGGCGGCUUAUGCAGCCUGUGCUGUUGGUGGUAGUUUGAGUUGCGGGAGCACUCACACCGGCAUCACUCCGCUAGAUGUCGUCAAAUGUAAUAUGCAGAUUGACCCUGCAAAGUACAAGAACAUUUCAUCAGGAUUCGGGGUAUUAUUGAAGGAGCAAGGAAUCAAAGGAUUUUAUAAGGGCUGGGCACCAACACUAGUUGGUUACAGUGCACAGGGUGCUUGCAAGUUUGGGUUUUAUGAAUACUUUAAGAAAACCUACUCUGACAUUGCUGGCCCUGAGUAUGCAACCAAGUAUAAAACAUUGAUUUACCUUGCUGGUUCUGCAUCAGCUGAAGUUAUUGCCUGUGUUGCCCUUUGCCCUUUUGAAGCUGUUAAAGUUCGUGUUCAAACACAGCCUGGAUUUGCCAAGGGCCUAUCUGAUGGUCUUCCAAAGAUCAUCAAGGCUGAAGGUGUUGCAGGACUAUACAAGGGGCUAACUCCUCUUUUAGGCCGCCAAAUUCCAUACACAAUGAUGAAGUUUGGAUCUUUUGAGACAAUUGUGGAGAUGGCAUACAAGUAUGCGAUUCCUACACCAAAAGAGCAAUGUAGCAAGAGUUUUCAGCUUGGAGUAAGCUUUGCUGGUGGUUAUGCUGCUGGUAUACUCUGUGCUGUGGUUUCUCACCCAGCUGACAAUUUGGUCUCUUUCCUCAACAAUUCCCAGGGUGCUACUGUUGGAGAUGCUGUUAAGAAGCUAGGCAUGUGGGGCCUAUUUACUCGUGGACUACCACUUCGUAUUCUUAUGAUUGGAACUCUUACGGGUACACAAUGGGGUAUCUAUGACGCCUUCAAAGUUUUCGUUGGGCUGCCGACUACUGGUGCUGCUCCUCCUGCAAACUAACCCGCCACGUGGCAUGACAGAAUUAAGCGAUUUUGUAUCUCAAAGGACAAAGAGAACGAUUGGAAUUCAAUAAAUAAAUAGGUAGAAAUGUUAUAUAUAUAUACACGCUACUUUCGAUUCUUAGUGAGUAUAUGCUUACAAUUAUAGGCAACAAAAUAAGCACCAUUUAUGUGUAGUAACUUAAGUAAUUGUGCACCUUUUGUAAAGGGACAUUCUUUAGCUUGUAAUCUGCUAUUUCAUAAUAAUAUCAUUGAUUUUAGAAAGGCGAGG